Alosa sapidissima (American shad) is the source of this 2210-nucleotide messenger RNA. RefSeq names its product piggyBac transposable element-derived protein 4-like. The coding region runs from base 351 to 2030 and encodes 559 amino acids. The record is from RefSeq and is a predicted model, not a curated record. The transcript is spliced from 2 exons. Lineage: Eukaryota; Metazoa; Chordata; Actinopteri; Clupeiformes; Clupeidae.
UCGGACAAGUUAUUUUGAAAUUUUAGUGCUAGUGUUCCCAGAGCAUUUUUGAUAUGUGGGCUCGGUCCACUUAGGCUUCCUUUACGUUACCACGUAAUGAUAAUCUGUCGAUUAAUGAGAUAGUCUAGUAGAGGUCUAGUCUAGUGAGUGGCUUUGCACGCAGGAGAACUCCCACCUCAUACAUAACUGCAACUCUUUGCACCAGGACGGACUGACACACACAUGCUGUUGGAAGAUGGAGACGGAAAAGUGGGUAAAAGACUGCUCUAGCCCACUGCAAACGCAUAGCAUUACCACCGCCAAGGAGUGGAGUGAAGAAGUUUCUGAGCAGUCCUUAGACUCGGACGACUAUGAAAGUGAUGAUGACCUCUACUAUUCGAAACGUCUUGAUCCAGCUGAAGAUGGACUGUAAAGUAAAUGAAGAUGAUGUAGAUAUGGUAGAUGAGCUGUCAAGUACAGAAUACAACGAAGAGGAGGAACUCAGUAGUCCCCCACCAAGAGAAAGACGCAGGUGUAGUAGUGCACAAGCGGCCCAACCAACGCUGGCAUGGAAGACAGGGAAAGACGUAGACACGGCUCCACCAGGAGUGCGAUUCUGCCCCGCACGGACGCCGGGUGUUCAGAUGAGUUCAACGGACACCCACACUCCACUGGACCUAUUCAAACUCUUCUUCUCAGACAGGGCCGUCAAAACUUUGUGUGACUACACUAAUAAGCAAGCUGCCAUAAAUAUUGCAAAAGGAUGCGCAUACAAGUGGGUUGAUGUUGGUGUUCAUGAGUUCUUCAAUUAUAUCGGACUGAUUUUUUACAUGGCCACAAUCAAGCUGGACGAGAUCAAAGAUUAUUGGCAGCAAGAUGACAUUUUCUCCAUACCAUUCCCAGCAACUGUGAUGACCUGGGACAGAUACAGAUUUAUCACCCGGAAUGUCAAAAUGAGCAAUCCACACAAGGACCAGGAAAACGACAACAGAAAGGGAACACCAGCACACGACAGCCUGUUCCAAGCAAGACCUCUGCUGGACACAAUCCGGACCGCCUGCAAAGCCUUCUACCACCCUCACAAGAACCUAGUCAUGCAUGAUGGAUUGACCGCAACCAAGGGCUUUAAGUUGUUUGUACUCGCUGAUGCAGCCAAUGGCUAUGCUGUAGAUUUUGCUGUUUACAGGAGAAAGAGCGGCUUCCAAACCGGAGAAGGGCUUUCCUACGACUCUGUGAUGUCACUCGUAAGCCGUCCCUACUUGGGUUCCGGGUAUCACUUGUACACAGACAGUUUCUACACAAGCCCAAAGCUCUUCAGAGACCUGCAGGGUCAAAGCUUUGGUGCUUGUGGUCUGUACAGAGAGCACAGGAAGAACAGUCCUCGCAGCACAUCUAACGCACUGGACAAGAACUCCAGCAAAGCCGCCAUCAGAUGGAUCAGGGACGGUCCACUGGUGUUUGUGAAGUGGAUGGACAGAAAAGAGGUGUGUGUCUGCUCCACGAUCCAUGCAGCCUACUCGGGGGACAAAAUCCAGAGGUGGUUGAAGCCCAAAACGGGAGGCUCGAAGCCCAAGCUGUAUCCAUGCCCCUCAUCUGUUGUGGACUACAACAAGUAUGCGGGCGGUGUUGAGUUUCCAUACCAGCUGAUUCAGUAUUACACAACACAGCAUAAAGAAAUGAGAUGGUACAGGAAGUUGUUUUUGUACUUCCUGGAUAUCGCUGCAAUGAACGCAUAUACCCUCCAUAAAGAACUGACCGCCCAGCGGCAGCAGACGACACUGACCCACAAGGCCUUCAUGGAGGAGCUGAUGGCAGAGCUUUGUGGGGUAUCAAACAAGGCUUCUCACAAACGUGAAAGUUGUCAGCACGUGCCCGUUCCAGUGGCCUCUCUGCGACCUGAUGUCAGCAAGCGAGCCGCCUCCGGCCGCACAACCUGCCUAAUGUGCAGGAUUGAUGGCAAGAAACAGAGCACUCCAUGGAAGUGCAAGAUUUGUGAUGUUGCCCUCUGCCUGAAGUUGGAGAGGAACUGUUUUGAAAAAUGGCACAAAUGACUGUGGUUCCUUACUGACUGUCACUGAGACAGCUAUUAGCCUUGUGGGUAUUGUUGCCAUUGUGUUGUACGGACUUUUUUUGACAUGGUCUUGCACUGUCUGUAUUGAAGCAAGUGUUUGUAUGUUCUGUCUGUGUAUAUUCUCACUGGUGACAUGAUUUCAUUAAAAUGUCAAACCCUU